Lucilia cuprina (Australian sheep blowfly) is the source of this 1663-nucleotide messenger RNA. Its product is annotated as serine protease snake-like. Gene Ontology annotation, molecular function: serine-type endopeptidase activity. Gene Ontology annotation, biological process: proteolysis. The coding region runs from base 110 to 1072 and encodes 320 amino acids. NCBI's taxonomy places the organism in Eukaryota, Metazoa, Arthropoda, Insecta, Diptera, Calliphoridae. The transcript has 3 exons. The record is from RefSeq and is a predicted model, not a curated record.
AGGUGUUUGAACGUUAUUUCAGUGUAAUUUCUGUUAUAAACAAUAAAAUAUAAAUAAAUAAUACAGUAAAGUAAAUAAAUUUAUUUAAACAACAACAAAAAACAUCAUUAUGCAAAACUUUUUUAAAAAUAAACAAAUUCUACUCAAGUUUUGUUUCUUAAGUCUAUUGAUUAUGGAUUGUGUCGAAAUGCAGGAAAAUGAUUUUAAAUGUUCAAAAUACAAACAAUUGGUAUUUGAGGAAACAAAAACCUUCAGUUACUAUCUGCCGGGUGCUAAUGAAAUAUCUUUUACCGAAGAUCACUGUUCAACUGCUGGAGGUUUUGUUGUGGGUGGUGAAAAUGCUCGUCCCAAAGAAUUUGCUUUUGCGGCACGUUUGGGUCAUAUGGCUGAGAAUGGUUAUGUUAAUUGGUUUUGUGGUGGUACACUAUUGAGUGAAUCUUUUGUUUUAACAGCGGCUCAUUGUUUUUACGCUUCACUAGGCCAUGUCAAUCGUGUACGCUUAGGCGAAUUAGACUUCAACUCCGAUACUGACGAUGCUAAACCCGAAGACUUUGAUGUACAACAAUUAAUUGAACAUCCGGAUUAUGAUUAUGGUAAACCCUAUAAUGACAUAGGUUUAGUUAAAUUAUCAUCAAUUGUAAAAUUUGAUCGUUAUAAACAUCCUGCCUGUUUACCAACAUCGCCUAGUUUACAAAACAGCAAUUCUUUAAUUGCCAUCGGUUGGGGUCAUACCAAAUUUUCAGGUGAAAGUUCAGCUCAUUUACAGAAAGUUACUUUAAGGUCAUACUCUCAUGCCAAGUGUGAUUGGUUGGCUCGAGGAUCAGAGGGUCAAGAACGACUACCAGAAGGACUUAAAUAUUCUCAACUUUGUGCUGGUUCUACUGAAGCAAAAGACACUUGCCAGGGAGAUUCUGGUGGACCUUUACUGGUGCAACAUACGAAAUAUCCUUGUAUGUAUAAUGUGAUCGGAAUAACUUCGUUUGGUUUUGGUGGCUGUGCCCUACCAAACGUACCAGCGAUAUAUACUAAUGUUAAUUUUUAUCUAGAUUGGAUUAGUAAAUACGUACGUUAAUUGAAUCGAAAUAUUUAAUGACAAAAUUGUGUCAUUAAAAUUAACUUUAAAUUCUAUAAUAUAUCUAAGAAUAUCUAACGAUUUUUUGCUAUUUAAUGACAAAAUUUUCUUCUGCAAAAGUACGAAGUUUUCCGCUGAAAUAUUUUUGAAAAAUAAAAUUGUUAACGGUGAAUUUGUAUAACUAACGUUAUCUAACGAUUUAAGGCUAUUUCAUGACAAAAUUGUGUCAUUAAAAGUAACUUAAAAUUUCAUAAUAUAUGUAAGAAUUUCGCAUUUCGUCUGACCGAAAUUUAGCUCUCUCUCUAACUUAUAAGAAAAUAUUUUGAAGUUGAAAUGUUUAAUUCAUAUAAGUUGUUUAGUUGAUUGUACAUUAUGUUCUAUUUAAUUAUUAAUUUUCUAUUUAGAUUUUAAUAAUCUAAUAAGAAUAAAUUCUUUUACAUUUUAAUCAAUAAUAACACAUGUAGUAUUUUUACAUCCAAUUCAAACUUGUACAUUUUUUACAUCAAUGUUUACCUCUACUAACAAUCAGCAAAAUCCUAACAAUCUGGCAACUUCAUAUAUAUUUUCUUCCAUUUCGUUUUGUUGUCAUGA